GGUGGGAGCGGUGCGGCCCCCUGGCCGUGGGGUUGUUUUGCUCCAGAGCCGCAUUGCCCUGGGGAAUGAUUAACCCCGAACCCACCUGUGCCUGCCCCCUCUCUGGGUUCUGUGCUCGGUGCAGCUCCUGGCCCAGGCCUGGGGCCCAAAGAGGUGACUCCAAGCCCAGCUCCUGCUUUCUGUUUUGUGGGGUUGGGGUGGCACAGCACUGCUCAGAUGGGUGCGGGCAGAGCCACAGCGGCACACCUGCACCUGUCCUGAGCCUCCUCUGCACCUUCUGUCGCAGGGCUGGGGAUGGGGAUAGGACCCCCCUGCAUCUCUCCUGGCCUCCUCUCUCUUCCUGCAGGACUCCUGUCCACCAUAGAGCCACAACCACAGCAGCCCCACAGCAGGUGACACAGGCAGCACAGCCAUCCCCUGUCCCUGGCAUGCCACCAGACCUCGGGGACACAUAUGGGCAGGAUGAGACCUACAGCAGCUCGGGCUGUCCCAACAGCAUCAGGAAGAGAAUUGGGGCCACCGAGUUUGGGGACACUUUCCUGCCCACCAUCCCGGUGCUGCAGUGGGCACGGCACGCACAGCAGGAUGAGUACCAGCGGCUGCGCCGAUACAGGGGGGCUCACGGCUGGAAGGACAUCCGCUGGGAUGUGCUGAAGUCAUCCCUGUCCCUCCUCAACGCCUCGAGCAGCGCUCUGCUCUUUGACACCCGCCCUCUGGCCGCAAGUUGCAUCCGCUGUGCCGUGGUGGGCAAUGGGGGCAUCCUCCACGGCUCCGGCAUGGGCCCCGCCAUUGAUGCUCAUGACUACGUGUUCAGGGUGAACGGGGCCAUCACGGAGGGCUUUGAGCACGAUGUUGGCAGCAGGACGUCCUUCUACGUCUUCUCCACCAACACCAUGGUGAACGCGCUGCACAGCUACGCCGCCGAUGGCUUCCGGCAUCCACCCCAAACACCGGAAACUUGCUACGUCUUCCUCCCAGACCACGACCGUGAUUACCUGCUGCUGCGGGCGGCCCUGAGCCAGCAGCGUGUGGACAGCGGUCGGGAUGAGGGGGUCCGCCCCCAGGAAUUCUUUGGGGAGGACCUGCAGGUGGGGAAAUUUAGGAUGCUGCACCCGGAUUUCAUCCGCUACCUCAGGAACCGAUUCCUCCGUUCCCACAUCCUGGCCACCCCACUCUGGCAGCUGUACCGGCCCUCCACCGGCGCCGUGAUGCUGCUGACCGCCAUCCACACCUGUGACCAGGUUAGUGCCUUUGGGUUCAUGACACCGGGCUACCGGGCGUACUCAGAUCACUACUUCGACCGUGGGCACAAGGAGGUGCAGUUCUUCAUCAACCAUGACCUGAGGAUGGAGAUGCAGCUGUGGCAGCGACUGCAGAGCAGCGGGAUCCUGUGGCUCUACACCGGCUCAGAGGGGACGUGAUGCUGUCGGGGGGCUGGGUGUGCUGCUGGGACCUGUGAGUGAGGAGCUGGGACUCGAGCAGAGUUUGUGAUGAGUUUUUCCAGGCCCUGCACAGCUCUGCUGUGGGGUAAAAUUAAUGAAUCACGUGAAUCUGAGUGCGGGAGAAAUAGGAAUUGAACCUGUCCCUACCUGGAGAAUGGGAGUGGUGAAACACCCAGGGAGAAUCUGGUGCUGUGACUCCAUGGGGGGCUGCUGUGUGUGCAAGGGGCUCAUGGGUGAGUCCCUAAUGUGGUUGUAUAGUGGCAUCUCCUGCUGGGGCUGCCUCCUGCCCAUCUGGGGGGCUCUGCAAUGCCUCUACCCUGGGGAGGGAUUUGUAGCAUCCUCUGUUUGUUGCCAUAGCCCUGAGGCGGCAGCCCCUGUCCACAUCCCCCAUUCUGUGGCUGGGAGGGCCCCUGGCGCCCUUCGUGCCCGUCACUCCUGCUGCUCUCCCGGGGGGCUCUGCCCCCAUCCCUGUCUCUCCCCAGCAUCACAGAGCUUUUUCUAGGCCAGUGCCCAGUUCAGGCAUGAAUAAACCAGCGGCGUUGCAUAACUGGGGCUGCAGAUUUACACCGGAUGGCUGCCCGAGCCCUGCUGCUGCAUGGCACCCAGGGUCCCCAGGCCCAGGGCAACUGCCUGCCUGCCACAACCCUGCCCCAUCCCUGCAGGCAGAUGGAGCAGAGCAGCGCAGCAGUCACUCGCCGGCUGUGCCAAGCUCCCCAAUUAAGGAGCCUCCCUCCCGCCGUGGAUUAGCCAGGAUCAGUGGAGCCCGAGAGCGGGCAGAGCUGCUCGGUGGGAAGGAGGUCAGGAGGGCCGGGUGCUUUUGGCAGCCGCUGUGCAGAGAUUGUGGCUCAAGCUGGUGUCUGCCCAGCAGGGAUUAGCUGCAGCCCCAGACAAAGUGGCCGGGUGGCUGGAGGGGACGAUCCCAGUUCCCAUCCCACGCCGAGCAUCCAACACGACGCCUGGGUUAUUUCGACCACAGCCACCCCACAGCCAGAAGGCUCCAUCGGGAUGGGCUGUGGGUGCCUGCUGCAAGCUGCCCGCCCACCCAUGGGUAUGUUCUGCCUUGUGGUGACUCAGCUGUGCCAGCUCAGCAGCGCACGGAGCAGGGCCAUGGGAACAGCCCCGCAAGGCCACCACCUCCCCAUGGCACCCUCUGCCCUCUGUCACCUCCCCACCCCACAACAUCCCCAUCCCUGGAGCCCAAAGCUCCAUCCCAGCAUGAUGCACAGGGGACAUGUGGGUGUCCCGGGUCUGCGCUGAGCCAGAGCAUUGGGACAUGGCCUGCACAUGGCUGGGGCAGUGGGGGGGGGCGUGGGUGUGCUCGUACUGGGGGGCAGCAGUAGCACGAAGGAGCGAGCUGGUUCCUGAUGAUGGAGGAAUGUUUAUUCCCUGUGAAGUCUGCAGUUCUUCCAGCCCUGUAUCUAUUUGCGGCAACGUGACAUGUGCGGCGUGGUGUUCUUUGCAAGCUUGAAGUCUUGUAAAAAAUUAAUUGUUGUAUGCAAAAUUUGGCUUCAAAUUUUAAAAGCAUCAGUCA
Tympanuchus pallidicinctus (lesser prairie-chicken) is the source of this 2973-nucleotide messenger RNA. Its product is annotated as alpha-N-acetylgalactosaminide alpha-2,6-sialyltransferase 2-like. Gene Ontology annotation, molecular function: sialyltransferase activity. The transcript is spliced from 8 exons. The record is from RefSeq and is a predicted model, not a curated record. Lineage: Eukaryota; Metazoa; Chordata; Aves; Galliformes; Phasianidae. Bases 66 to 1421 code for a protein of 451 amino acids.